This is a messenger RNA of Umbelopsis ramanniana AG, 847 nucleotides long. RefSeq lists its product as uncharacterized. Gene Ontology annotation, molecular function: protein-containing complex binding. The record is from RefSeq and is a predicted model, not a curated record. The coding region runs from base 27 to 770 and encodes 247 amino acids. The transcript is spliced from 6 exons. NCBI's taxonomy places the organism in Eukaryota, Fungi, Mucoromycota, Umbelopsidomycetes, Umbelopsidales, Umbelopsidaceae. Gene Ontology annotation, biological process: protein transport to vacuole involved in ubiquitin-dependent protein catabolic process via the multivesicular body sorting pathway. Gene Ontology annotation, cellular component: ESCRT I complex.
AUUCCAUUUUACCCAAUUGUCUUCCAAUGCAGUCAUCAAGUUCUUUUGGAAACUACAUUUCACCAUAUUCUCCAGAUCACUAUUCCACUACUGUUGGAGCGCACAGUAGCAUCAGUCUAGAUGAGGAAGUCAAGCUGUUCACAAAUAACAAAAAUCGUGAAAAGUACGACAAUAUGGCCGAUCUCUUCUCGAUCAUUGUCCUCAUGGAGCAUCUCGAGAAGGCAUUUAUAAGAGACUCUAUUACAGCUGACGAAUAUACCCCACAGUGCUCAAAUCUUAUUGCAAAAUACAAAACUGCCCUCAACUUCUUAUCAGAUACUGUUACUGACCUCGAGUCCUUCAUGGCGAAAUAUAAGCUGAGCUGCCCGGCUGCAGUCAUCCGCUUCAAAAUAGGUGUCCCGGCAACAUACGAGCAUGCCAUAGGUGACCCGAGCAAGGAUACGGGCAAAUCAGCGAAAUACGUUGCUGAAGUGGUUCAGCACUUUAUUACUCUUAUGGACACGCUGAAGUUGAAUAUCUAUGCGGCAGACAGCUUGCAUCCCAUUUUAGCUGAUCUUAUCCAAUCCCUCAACAAUGUAUCUACACUCCCAGCUGAUUUUGAUGGAAAGGCAAAAGUGAAAAAUUGGCUUAUAACGCUUAACGGCAUGAAAGCAAGCGAUGAAAUUACAGAGGAGCAGGCACGGCAAAUGCUUUUCGACAUGGAGCGCGCACACACCGAAUUCUAUCGCAUUUUAAGCGGAGAGAGCAGCCCGAAGGAGUCGGGAGCCUAGUGGAGGUCGGUCUUGCGUCAAGCUAAUGGUUGUGGGCCAAAUGGAAAUCUAAUUGUGCCAGCCAGAUGUUUGGUUGU